CAUGCAUCGAACAGUGUGCAUUCAGCUUCAUGGGAGAGCCAAUCACAAAAUCUGGAAUUUGAAUGCCGAACGAAUUUUUCCGAGUGGAAGGGAAUGGAAUCAUUAACGUCGAGCAGUUCGAGGUUACACUAUCAACAAACAGAAACGCUACGAAAGCCCCCAUUUCUCUGAAUGAGACAGCCUGAGGUUAGGAAUUGAUAGAUCCACUCAAAGACCUAUACCCAGGAUCACCAUGGAUUUUGUCCGCAAAAUGCGCUCCCGCAUGGAAACCAAAAGACUGCCCGAGGAUGUCGACGAUGGACUGGAGACCCUGGAGGAGUACACGCAGCGCUGGCGCUCCGUGCGCAUCAUCUACUUUACAAUGUUCCUGAUGGCGCUGGGCUUUAGCAUCAUCAUCACGGGGAUAUGGCCCUUCCUCAACAAGCUAGAUCCCGAUGCGGGCAAGGAGUUCAUGGGUCUGAUAGUCGCCGCCAAUCCAUUGGGACAGAUGAUCUUCAGUCCUAUAUUCGGCUGGUGGGGCAAUAAGCUAGGCACCAUUCGCCUCCCGCUGCUCCUUUCAUUAGCCUUGUUCACUUUAGCCAGUGGCAUGUACUCCUCAUUGGAGCUGCGCCCCCCCAAUGUCAAGUACUGGAUGCUGGCCUCAAGAUUUCUGAUUGGAGUCAGUUCGGCAAACAUAGCCCUGUGCCGAUCGUACUUGUCGGCCGCCACGCGAAUCAGCGAGCGCACCCAUGCUGUCUCUAUGGUGUCUUUAGCCCAGGUUUUGGGUUUCAUCAUCGGCCCGACACUCCAAGCGGCAGUCACACCGCUGGGUGCUGAGGGUCAUGUCUGGCUUUGGGGCAAGAUGCACUUUAACAUGUACACGGGCUCCGGCUGGAUCAAUGUGAUCAUGAGUAUGUGCAACUUCGUGAUGUUCCUACCCGGCGUAUUUGAGGAACACAAAAUAGCCGCUCGCGAGGUAAUGGUCAUGCAGGGUGGCACUUCAGAGCGAGAUACGUGGAAGGGCAUCAAGCCGAGUUACCUGUCCGCCUGGACCCUGAUUGUGGCCUUCUUUGUGCUCGUCUUCAACUUUGUGCUCCUCGAGACUUUGGGCACGUCGUUGACGAUGGAUAUGUUCGCCUGGUCGAACGAGCAGGCGCUCUGGAAUAUGGGCAUCAUGAUGACAACUGCAGCCAUAGUUUCGCUGGUGACAUUCGUGAUGAUCGAACCGAUGUGCAAGCUGUUCGCCGAACGUUACGUGCUCAUUUGGGGCGGCUUCUCGCUGAUGGUGCUGGGCCGGGUGCUCUUCCUACCAUGGGGACCCGAUCCACCUAAGGUGGCUCUGGCCUUUAAUGCAAGCCUCAAUCUAAGCUACGAAGAUCCCUUCUAUCUGGGCUGCCCAGCCACACAGGAAUGGUGUGCUGUGAUUCCAGCCGUGACCUUGACACAGUUCAUCAUUGGCUUUGCCCUCACCUCCGUGGGCUAUCCAAUUGGCGUGACCCUCAUCCAGACCAUCUUCUCGAAGGUGCUUGGGCCGCGGCCUCAGGGCGUCUGGAUGGGCUGGAUGACUGGCUCGGGUUGCCUGUCGCGCGUCUUGGGUCCUGUCUUUGUUGGCUCCAUUUACACCAGAUUAGGAACUUACUGGACCUUUGGGGUUACAUCGUUUAUGAUGCUCGUCGCAAUGAUUGCGCUGCAGUGUGGCAAUCGCCUUCUCAUCCCGCCCACAUUCGACAAGCCAGCGCCUGUGGAGCUGCAAGAAUUGAGUAAACUCAAUGGCACACAAAUAGAAGACAACUCACCGGAUGAAUCGCUCAUUUCCGAAAAGCACACUGAGCCCACCUAACCACAGUUCCAGCUGCCUUGCUUAGCGCGGAGUUGCCUUGAGCUGUAGAAUAAUGUUGCAAUACUGCCUUUAGAAUAUCGUCCUUAAAUAUCCUAGGUUUACAAACGUCCCCCAUUUGGUAUAUAGAAACCAAUAUAUUCAUAUAUUUUUGCAUA
This is a messenger RNA of Drosophila persimilis, 1974 nucleotides long. It is a transcript of the gene Cln7, whose product is annotated as major facilitator superfamily domain-containing protein 8. The transcript is spliced from 6 exons. Gene Ontology annotation, molecular function: transmembrane transporter activity. Bases 233 to 1819 code for a protein of 528 amino acids. Lineage: Eukaryota; Metazoa; Arthropoda; Insecta; Diptera; Drosophilidae. The record is from RefSeq and is a predicted model, not a curated record. Gene Ontology annotation, cellular component: lysosomal membrane. Gene Ontology annotation, biological process: transmembrane transport.